This is a messenger RNA of Helianthus annuus (common sunflower), 820 nucleotides long. RefSeq names its product ubiquitin-conjugating enzyme E2 2. Bases 214 to 672 code for a protein of 152 amino acids. The record is from RefSeq and is a predicted model, not a curated record. Lineage: Eukaryota; Viridiplantae; Streptophyta; Magnoliopsida; Asterales; Asteraceae. The transcript has 6 exons.
AUAAUAUGGACAAAAGAAGGAAAAAGUUACUAGCUUACAUAUAACGCGUUGUGGAUACCUCCUCCUUUUCCUUCUGUGAUCGGACUUCAAUUUUGGGCCGACGCACCACCACCGCCACCGAUCAUCAUCUUCCGACACCUCUGAGCCAACAAACAAGUAAUUGAUUGGCCGGUAGAGUUACAGACUGAAAUUGGGGGAUAACAGUUGACCAAAAUGUCAACGCCUUCAAGGAAGAGGUUGAUGAGGGAUUUCAAGAGGCUGCAGCAGGAUCCUCCUGCUGGAAUUAGUGGUGCUCCCUAUGAUAAUAAUAUUAUGCUCUGGAAUGCGGUUAUAUUCGGGCCGGAUGAUACUCCUUGGGAUGGAGGCACGUUCAAGCUGACUCUUCAGUUUUCAGAAGAUUAUCCAAAUAAGCCACCAACAGUGCGCUUCAUUUCUCGAAUGUUUCAUCCCAACAUUUAUGCAGAUGGAAGCAUAUGUUUGGACAUCCUUCAAAAUCAGUGGAGUCCAAUUUAUGAUGUUGCUGCUAUUCUGACCUCAAUUCAGUCAUUGCUAUGUGACCCGAACCCAAAUUCACCGGCAAACUCGGAGGCAGCGCGGUUAUUUAGUGAGAAUAAACGCGAGUAUAACAGGAAAGUGAGGGAGGUUGUGGAGCAGAGCUGGACAGCUGACUAACCAGGUGUUUGGUUCAUGUCUAUCUCUUAUCUCUUCAUGGUCUGUAUCUCUGUAAUAUUGGUAUUAUAGAACCACUUAAAACAGUAAUAACGAAUAUUGUAUUGUGGGAACUUUGUUGGUUUGCAAGUCGGCUUUUAUUAUCUUUUAA